CACCAAUACCAGCUCCUCACUGGUGGGAGUGGGUCUGAAAUGGUUCUGCUCAGCUUUUAAAUUCAGGCAUUCAGGCUUCAUUCUGACAGCGAGGUCGAGUCAGCGGCAAGCAUCAUGACAACAUACACAGACAAAGGCGAAAAGCACGAUCAGGGCAAAUUCAUCUGCUUUGAUCAUAUAACCUUCUGGGUUGGAAAUGCUAAGCAGGCUGCCUCAUAUUACUGCAACAAGCUUGGAUUUGAGCCCUUGGCUUACCGGGGUUUAGAGACAGGCAGCCGUGAGGUGGUGUCCCACGCAGUCAAACAAGGAAAGAUCAUUUAUGUAUUUUCCUCUGCUCUCAAUCCUGGAAACACAGAGAUGGGAGAUCAUCUGAUGAAACAUGGGGAUGGAGUGAAAGACAUAGCUUUUACAGUGGAGGACUGUGACUUCCUGGUUCAGCAAGCCCGUGAGCGAGGGGCAGUUAUCCUAAAAGAGCCCCACAGUCUGGAGGACAAGUGUGGAAAAGUCAGGCUGGCUGUGCUUCAGACGUAUGGCGACACCACACACACAUUUGUAGAGAGGACAGGAUACACAGGCUUGUUUCUGCCUGGUUUUCAUCACCCUCUGUUCAAGGAUCCUUUCCUGGCCAAACUACCUGUUGGGAAACUGGACUUCAUUGAUCACGUUGUGGGAAACCAACCAGAAGAUGAGAUGGUCUCAGUUGUAGAAUGGUAUCGGAAGAACCUCCUCUUUCAUCGUUUCUGGUCAGUGGAUGACAAGCAGCUUCAGACUGAAUUUAGCGCCCUGCGCUCCAUCGUGGUGGCAAACUUUGAGGAGACUGUGAAAAUGCCGAUCAAUGAGCCUGCCAUGGGGAAGCGAAAGUCCCAGAUCCAGGAGUAUGUGGAGUACUAUGGAGGAGCGGGAGUGCAGCAUAUUGCCAUGAACACAUCAGAUAUCAUCACAGCAAUUCGUAACCUAAAGGAGCGCGGCAUGGAGUUUAUGACAGUGCCAGACACUUACUACGACCAGCUGAGGGAGAAGCUCAAACACGCUAAGAUCAAAAUCUCAGAGGACCUGGAUGUCCUGCAGGAACUGAGGAUUUUGGUGGACUACGAUGACAUGGGCUAUUUACUUCAGAUCUUCACCAAGCCGGUCCAGGAUCGCCCCACUGUGUUCUUGGAGGUCAUUCAGAGACACAAUCACCAGGGCUUCGGUGCAGGGAACUUCAAGUCUCUUUUUGAAGCCAUCGAAGCAGACCAGCACGCCAGAGGAAACCUGACCGUCCUCACACCAAAUGGCGAUACGAAGAACAUGUGAACCCUCACAAAUACUCCACGAGUCUGAAUAUUCUCAGUAUUAACUCACCAUGCAGACUGCAUCAACACUAAUGUUAUGUAGACAGUGUGAAUACACAAGUCAGGGUGGUUACCUUUAUCUCUUAAUCCCAUCGUUUACAUGUUAGCUUAGAAUCUCUUUUGGUAAAAGUGUUAUGAAACAAAUCUAUCAAGAGAACAUCACAUAGAAUAUUAACAAGAAAGACAUCUUUACAAGCUUGACUCAAGCAAAACGUAGUGGAAGCUCUCAUAAAUGAAAACAUGAAACUAUUAUCUGAACAUGGAGGUCCACGGACCUUUAAAUGAAACGAGGCUUUUAGCUUCUCUCCUGUUGAAAUAAAAAAUUUAAACUAGCA
Nothobranchius furzeri (turquoise killifish) is the source of this 1669-nucleotide messenger RNA. It is a transcript of the gene hpdb, whose product is annotated as 4-hydroxyphenylpyruvate dioxygenase b. Lineage: Eukaryota; Metazoa; Chordata; Actinopteri; Cyprinodontiformes; Nothobranchiidae. Gene Ontology annotation, molecular function: 4-hydroxyphenylpyruvate dioxygenase activity. Gene Ontology annotation, biological process: L-tyrosine catabolic process. Gene Ontology annotation, cellular component: endoplasmic reticulum membrane; Golgi membrane. The record is from RefSeq and is a predicted model, not a curated record.